Molecule: messenger RNA, 633 nt
Organism: Diaporthe amygdali
Lineage: Eukaryota; Fungi; Ascomycota; Sordariomycetes; Diaporthales; Diaporthaceae
Exons: 1
Coding region: 1-633 (210 amino acids)
Source: RefSeq, a predicted model, not a curated record
AUGUUGUCCAAGAUUUCCCCAAGCGCAAUCACCACCAUCCCGGACGUCGUCGCACCGAUGGAGAUGCUGGCCAGUCGUCCCGCGCGGCGCGGCCUGCACGUUGUGGACUACAACCCCUCCUGGGUAAACGACUUCUCGGACCUGGCAUCCCGGAUCCGCACCGCCCUCGGCUCCGCCGCCAUCGACAUCCACCACGUCGGAUCCACCAGCGUUCCGGAGCUCUCGGCACGGUCUGUCAUCGACAUCGACCUCGUAGUCGCCGACCCCGCCGAUGAAGACUCGUACGUGCCGGCGCUCGAGGCAGCCGGUUUCACGCUGUACUUUCGGCAGCCGUUGCAUUAUGGUCACCGCUUCCUCGGGUGCCAGACGCCUGAUACGAAUAUCCACGUCUACGGCCCGGAAUGUCCUGAUGUUGCGCGCCAUCUGAUCUUCAGGGACUGGUUGAGAGAGCAUCCCGAGGACAGGGACAAGUAUGCUGCGGUGAAGAGGGAGGUGGCGGUUGUGGCGGAAGAGAAAGGCGAGACGGGCAAUCAGUAUGGAAAGAGGAAGGAGUGGGUCAUCCAGGAGAUCAUGAAUAGGGCCUUUGAAGCGAAUGGGUUGUUGCCCACUGGUGGUGCUGUGAAGUCUACGUAG